Molecule: messenger RNA, 1564 nt
Organism: Amorphotheca resinae ATCC 22711
Lineage: Eukaryota; Fungi; Ascomycota; Leotiomycetes; Helotiales; Amorphothecaceae
Exons: 3
Coding region: 1-1290 (429 amino acids)
Biological process (GO): fatty acid biosynthetic process
Molecular function (GO): 3-oxoacyl-[acyl-carrier-protein] synthase activity
Source: RefSeq, a predicted model, not a curated record
AUGCGACGAGUAGUAGUGACAGGCCUCGGUGCCAUUACUCCCCUAGGCGUCGGUAUUCGUCGAACCUGGAGUCGACUCCUCGCCAGUGAGUGUGGCAUUGUCAGCAUCGCGGAUCGCGAACCUGUGGCUCGAUGGAGGGAGCUUCCCAGCAAGGUCGCUGGAAUAAUACCAGAAGGCAGUAAGGACGAAGGGAAAUGGAAAGCUUCUGAUUGGUUGGACAAUGGGGAAGAACGUCGAAUGGCCAGGUUCACACAGUAUGCCAUCGCUGCGACGGAGAUGGCCCUGAAUGACGCUGGGUGGAGACCACAAAAACAGGAGGACAAAGAGAUGACAGGUAUCUGUCUCGGCAGUGGAAUUGGAAAUCUCGAAGAGCUCUAUAAUACAAGUGUAGUCUAUGAUAAGGCAGGAUAUAAGAAAGUUUCGCCACUUUUCGUUCCCCAACUUCUGAUCAAUCUCGGCGCGGGGCAUGUUUCGAUGAAAUAUGGUUUACAAGGGCCCAAUCAUGCUGUCACCACUGCUUGCACAACCGGAGCACAUGCUAUUGGUGAUGCUUCAAGAUUCAUUGCAUUUGGAGAUGCCGAUGUAAUGAUUGCUGGAGGGUCCGAGUCUUGUAUUCAUCCCUUAGCUCUCGCCGGGUUUUCCAGAUCUCGAUCACUGGUGACGGCCUACAACGACAAGCCUUCUUCCUCUUCUCGCCCAUUCGAUCGUGAUAGGGGUGGAUUUGUGAUAGCUGAAGGCGCAGGUGUUGUCAUACUUGAGGAGCUGGAACAUGCCAAAGCUCGUGGAGCUGAGAUCUAUGCUGAGGUACGAGGAUACGGAUGCAGUGGUGAUGCGCAUCAUGUGACUGCACCAAGAGACGAUGGUCAUGGUGCUUUCUUGGCAAUGAAGAGAGCGCUGAAGAAUGCUGGGGUACGACCCAAGGAAGUCGAUUAUAUCAACGCUCAUGCGACGAGCACACCACUUGGCGACGCUGCUGAAAAUUCUGCCAUACAAACUUUAAUGCUUGGUGAAGAGGGUUUUGACACCGCGAGCCAGAUUUCUGUCAGUAGCACGAAGGGUGCUAUUGGGCAUCUUUUAGGAGCGGCUGGUGCAGUCGAAGCUAUCUUCUCCAUUCUGGCAGUCAAAGACAAUACAAUACCACCCACUUUGAACCUUCACAAUCUGGAUGAAAAGUUCAAUUGCAACUACACACCCUUGGUAUCCCGUCAAAAGGAGGUUAAUGUAUCAUUAUCGAAUAGUUUUGGAUUCGGCGGCACCAAUGCCUCGCUGGUGUUCUCGAAAUACAGAUAAUAAUCCAUGCAGAUAUUGCAUAGUUCAUGAGAGGAUCCCUUUGGAAUUUUUGAUACUUUUUCCCUCUCAAUUGUCCGCGUGGAAUGCCACUACGAUUGAUCUUGGCCAUAUCAUCUCCUCGAAAAAUUUCAGGUGUUCAAGGUCUCAGGCUCUUUUCAAAUUCGAGUUUGGCCGCCAUAGAGCCCUUCUUAGGCCGGUCUCAGCUAGGUCCCAGAGGCGCUUGUGAGAUAUGCAGUUGAAAUCAAAAAUGGAAGCAGAAAUAUUCAGGUAAAUU